Musa acuminata subsp. malaccensis (wild Malaysian banana) is the source of this 532-nucleotide messenger RNA. Its product is annotated as subtilisin-like protease SBT3.11. NCBI's taxonomy places the organism in Eukaryota, Viridiplantae, Streptophyta, Magnoliopsida, Zingiberales, Musaceae. The record is from RefSeq and is a predicted model, not a curated record.
CUCCCGCCGAACGAGGCUGCGAAGCCGAGAUGAAGAGGUUUCCGGUCGCCUUCGUCGUCGCAUCUAUCCUCUUCUUCCUCUCUGCCUCCCUCUCGAUCUCCGUGGCGUCGGAGGAGGCCACCGUGUACAUCGCCUACUUGGAAUGUCCCGAGGGCGUGAAACCCGAGGCCUUCUCUAUUCGAACCCUCGCCGUCGUCCUUGGGAGUGAAGAGCGCGCCAAGGAUGCCGUGAUCCAUCAUUAUACGCAUGCCGCCAGGGGGUUCGCGGCGAAACUCACCGCACAACAGGUCGAAGAAUUGCGGAAGCAACCUGGGGUUCUUCUCGUUUUGCCCGAUAUCAUCUACCAUCUCCAUCGCACAGAUGUGCAUGUCUAACACGAGCUUUUGUGUUGAUAUGUUGGGCCAUCAAAUAAAUGUAUGAAAUAAAAUUGCUAUAUGGUAAAUGCAUGAUUGGGUACAUGCUUCUGCAUGGGACUGUAUGAAAUUGGACUUAUUCAUAUCAAAGUUCAAGUUCAUGGAUGCAUUUUUUCCAA